GAAUAGCCAUCAUAUUAAGGGCAGGCUUUUGCAAGCAAUAAGCAAAUAGCAUAUAGGAUGGAAAAACAACAGCGUGUGCUUGUUGUGUCAUUCCCUGCACAAGGCCAUAUAUCACCCUUAUUGAAACUGUCCAUCCAAAUCGCUGCUCAUGGAAUUAAGGUAACAUUUGUCACCACAGAGGUUGAAGAUGGAGCAUUUAUGGAGCCACUGCCAGAAGAGCAGAGCUCCAUAACCCUUAUUUCAAUCCCCCACUGUGUGGACGAAGAUGUUCGAAAUGAUGCUCUUAAGACGGUAGAGACGAUCGAGUCGAUUCGAAGGGUCAUUCCGGUGUAUUUGGAGGACUUGAUCGCAAAAAUUAAUCAGUCCGAUGACGAAGAGAAGAUCAGUUGUGUUAUUGCUGAUACAUCAGUUGGGGGGGCAUUGGAAGUGGCUAAGAAGAUGGGACUUGAAGCAGUGGCAAUUUGGCCUGCUGGUGCACCAUGCUUGGCUUUGGCAGCUCACAUUCCUCAACUUCUUCAACAUGAAAUUAUAAACAAUGAUGGAAUUGUAAUGAUAUAUAAGCCAAUCAUGCUGUCAGAGGAAGUCCCUGCCUGUACCUGGGGCAGCUCGGAUAUUGGAUAGACAAGCAGUCAUCCAAUUUUACGCAAAGCUUUACUUGGAUUUUAUUCUAUUGUACCUCAGUAUGCUAUAAAUUUUAUGAUUUGAUCCUUUGCAACUCAGUUUAUGAACUAGAUUCAUCAGUCUCCAAACUGAUUCCCAAUGCCUUGCCCAUUGGUCCAUUACUUGCUGGAAAAAUUUGGCCUCAAGACUCAACAUGCUUGGCUUGGCUCAACAGACAACCUGCUGCUUCAGUCAUUUAUGUUGCAUUUGGAAGCUCAACAAUGGCAUCUGCCAAACAAGUAGAAGAACUAGCCCUUGGUCUUGAACUUUCAGGGCAUCCAUUUUUAUGGGUUGUUAGACCAAACUUCAUGGAUGGAUCAACUGUGAAAUUCCCGGACCGAUUCAAGGAUCGAGUGUCUGGAAAGGGGAAAAUAAUCGAAUGGACGCUGCAGGAAGCGGUGUUGGCUCACCCUUCGGUUUUGUGUUUCGUGAGCCAUUGCGGAUGGAAUUCGACCGUGGAAGGUCUAACCAUGGGGGUACCUUUUCUAUGUUGGCCAUACAUAGCAGACCAGUUCAGUAACAAGAACUACAUAUGUAAUGUUCUGAAGACUGGUUUGGAGUUGAUGAAAGGUGAAAAUGGAAUUACGACCAGACGUGAAAUAAGUUCAAAGAUAAACACAUUGAUCUCAUCUGAUGUCAUAAAUUGAAAAGCAUUGCAUGUAAAAGAAAUUGUUAGAAAGAGUUCCAAUGAAGGUGGUUCUUCUUUCAAGAACUUUAAGAGCUUUAUUGAACAUAUUAAGAGCCUUUAGGCCCUCAAUAAUCAUUUGAGGAUCACAAUGAGAGAAGACAGGUUCCAAUGAAGUUUGUUUGUAACCCUCGGGGAAAAUAAUGGUCAAGUGAUUUGAUAAACUUUUUUAUGGGUUGCUUAA
Molecule: messenger RNA, 1529 nt
Organism: Gossypium raimondii (Peruvian cotton)
Lineage: Eukaryota; Viridiplantae; Streptophyta; Magnoliopsida; Malvales; Malvaceae
Product: UDP-glycosyltransferase 83A1-like
Exons: 2
Coding region: 58-621 (187 amino acids)
Source: RefSeq, a predicted model, not a curated record